This is a messenger RNA of Anas platyrhynchos (mallard), 9147 nucleotides long. RefSeq names its product Kell metallo-endopeptidase (Kell blood group) (gene KEL). Gene Ontology annotation, biological process: protein processing. Gene Ontology annotation, molecular function: metalloendopeptidase activity. The record is from RefSeq and is a predicted model, not a curated record. NCBI's taxonomy places the organism in Eukaryota, Metazoa, Chordata, Aves, Anseriformes, Anatidae. Gene Ontology annotation, cellular component: plasma membrane.
AGGGUGUUUUUCUCAGAGCUUUUCCUUGCUUUUCCCCUCCCCACAGCAAUCAGCCAAGCUGGGAAGAAGAGAUUGUCUCUGAACUCAGUAGUGUGCCAUGAGCACAGAAGACUGAUAGUAAACAAGUAAACAGAGCUGACAACUGCGGUAACUAUAGAGGCAAAGCCAGCUCAGUGACAAAAAUGAAGACUGUUCCAGAGACCUGUGACCAGGAGCUGAGAACAGGUGCAAAGAAGGAACGAUGUCUUCAACGGAAAAGCCUACUUCUGUGUGCACUUCUUCUCAGUACUCUCCUUGGUUUUACAUUACUUAUCACCUACAUCAUGAUGACUUGUGGUCUAGGAUCAUGUGAUGCUGAGCUGAGGCUUGCACUGUUGUCCAGACUCCUGAAUUCUAGGAAUGAUGCUGUAGACCCCUGUGAGGAUUUCUACAAGUAUGCUUGCAGCAACUGGGAAAGCAAUCACUCAAGCAGAACCACAGAAGAGUCACGAAACGUCUUUGAUAUAUUGUUGGAGGAAAAUCAGCUUGUCCUGAAAAGGCUUUUAGAGGCCCCACAGUUUGAGAUAAGAGGCUCAGCUAAAGAGAAAGCAAUCCAGUUCUAUCGUUCCUGCAUGGAUACACAAAAGAUAGAAUCCCAAGGAAAUCAAACAUGGAAGAACCUCCUAAAUCAGGUUGUUGGAUGGAACAUCACAGGCAUAGGGAAAGCAAAAGAUUUUAAUGAAACUCUUCGGAUUCUCAUGGGCAGAUACAACACCUUUCCCUUUUUCAGAGUGCAUGUGGGACCUAGUCCUUUUGAUCCCAAGACCAAUGUAAUUCAGAUUGACCAUCCUGAGUUUGAGAUGCCACCUGAGAGUAAAUUCAAAGAGAAAAAUUAUCCUGAGGUUCUCCGUGUCUAUCUCUCAUACCUGGAAAAAAUUGGAGGGCUACUUGGAGGUCCACAGGAUGGUUUCCCUCAUUCAUUUUCCCUUACCUUGUCCUUCAUCUCUAAACUCCAGCGUGUUGUUACCCCACUGCAGGAAAGACAGCAGAGGGGGAUGCUGUUCUUUCGCACUAACAUUAAGGAGCUACAGGAAAAGGCACCUGCUAUUGAUUGGUUGUCAUGUCUCCAGGCCCUCUUCCAUCCUAUGCCAAUGAACCUUUCUCAGCCAAUUGCAGUGCAUGACAUGGAUUACUUAAGAGGCAUGUCACAGCUCAUUGAAGGCUGGAACAAUAAAAGGGUUCUUUCCAUCUAUAUGAUUCUUUGUCUGGUUGGGAAUCUCUCCCCUGCCCUUGACAGCCGAUUCCAAGAUGCACGCUUGGAGCUAUAUAAGACUCUUCAUGGGAAAAUGGGAUCUAAAGUGACCCCAGCUGAGCGCUGGAAGAAGUGUUUGGCUGAUACCAGCUCUUUCUUUGAGCCAGUCCUAGGGCAGAUGAUUGUGAAGGAAAUUUUCCCUCAGCAAACCAAGAAACUUGCUGAAGAGAUGUUCUCUGAGAUCCAAGAUGCUCUCUACAGCCAACUGGAUCAGUUGGAGUGGAUGGAUGAGCAAACACGCCAACAAGCUAAAGUUUUGAUGUCCACGCUACAAGUGGAGAUUGGCUAUCCAGCUUACAUACUUCAGACUGCCAAAGUGAACCUGGAAUACCAGAAUCUGGAGAUAAAUGAAGACACUUUUUUCCUCAAUGUGGUGGCUUGCUUGAAGACAAUGAGGGAGAAUUCCUACUCAAAACUCCUUCAGCAUCAUUCACAUGUUAACUGGCAGGUGUCCCCCUGGGCUGUCCAUUCAUACUACUCACUAAGGCACCACAUGGUGGUCUUUCCUGCUGGAAUGUUCCGCAGCCCUUUUUUCCACAUGGAGUUUCCCAGUGCUGUGAACUUCGGAGCUAUUGGGGUCUUCAUGGCACAUGAACUUCUUCAUGCAUUCUAUGGUUAUGUGCUGCCUGGUGGCUGUCCUACAUGCAACAGCAGUGUGCUACAGAAAUCUAUAGAUUGCUUUGUUGUACAGUAUGAAAGCUUUGACUUUAAGGUCAACGGUACUCUUACGCUCUUGGAGAAUACAGCUGACAAUGGAGGGCUUGCCAUUGCUUACCAGGCCUAUAAGAAUUGGAUGAAUAAGCACAAACAGGAGGAUUUACCCAAGAUCGGACUUUCACACGACCAGCUUUUCUACUUCAGUUUUGCUCAUGCAAUGUGUGGACACCAGGAUCCUGAGGAAUUACAGUCUUCCUUGAACACAGAUCCACACAGUCCCUUGUCACUUCGCAUCCGUGGACCUGUUAGCAAUAGCAAGGACUUUUCCAAGCACUUCCACUGUCCCAGUAGAUCACCAAUGAACCCAGACAGCAAGUGCCACAUUUGGUAAUCUGUACGGAGGAGGAAGAACGAUACAACUCCAGGAAGAUGAAGGCCUGACCUAUGCAAGUAUGACCCACGGGGUCAUACUCAGAGCCCAUGGGGUGACAUGGGGCUUUUAUUCACUCUUCUGCCUUCUUUUUCUUGAUAUCCUUUUCUUGUCAGUUUAUGGUAGCAAAAGCCUCAAAUUGAGCUCAUAAGGGGAAAAGGUGUCUUCCCACUGCUCCCAGCACUGUCCCCCAAAUGGGACAACUCUGUAGACCAGUAAGUCCCAAGGUAAAAGGAUGACUAGACAGUCUCUAGUAGGUAAGAACUUCUGAUGAGUUGUAAACAGAAGUACUGUUACAUCAUCAUGCUAUCUGUUCAGUGCAUUUCCCUGUCUAUUCUAGCAACCUCGGUCAUGUUGAAUGGGCACGGCAAUAUAUUAGACUCCUAAGAUUUGAUCAUACAAGUUUGUCUCUUCGGAAAAUUCUGUGUUACUAUGCAAACUACACAUGUAAGUUAUCAGAGAAGGAAGAGUCCACUUCUAUUCAAUCUGCUGAUAACUAGUAGGGAAAACUCAGUGGCUGCAUUUUCUAGGCUGGAAGAUGAGUUACUAAAUAAUGAAGGUUACUCAUGUAAUCUAGGAAAGCAUCAUCUUCGAGGAAAGUGAGACUGGGAGCUGAGAACUAAUUCUCUUUCUGCUUUGUUUCUUUUCCAGCAAGAUUCCUUUUUUAUUUCUUAGUCUCUGUUUAAGGUUGAGGAUAUGGUUAAGGGUGAAGUGUGGAACAGUAACAGGAGUUGCUAGGGGUCUCUGAAGAUCAUUAACUUGAAUAUUAAGAAUUCCAAGAACUUCUCUGGACCCAAACCAGUUUCUCUCAUCCCUCCUAGUUUUCUUAUCCCUGCGUUUGUAAAUAUUUACCAUCCAAAAAGACGAGCUUGUCAAGCAUAGAAUUUCACCGUCUACUUGAAACUGAAUUUUAGAUAUUAAUUUACUUCAGAAAAAAUAAAGAGUAAGAAAUAAUAUAUUUUAGGGCAGCGAGAGACAUGAUUAAAGCACAUUCUCAAGAACAACAUAUUAAUUUCAUCAAUUUCACCUUCUGAUAAUUUAAAUAUAUAUAUAUAUACAUACAUCCAUCUUCUACACAUUUUACCAAAAUUAAUAAGUAUACAAAACUCUCCUUUUUGCAUUAACUUCAAACUGCUCCAUUUAUUUUACUUAAUAUAUUGUAUGCCUUGGGUUUGUUUGUAGAAUAGAUGAUGGCAAGUGAAAACACCCCUUAUCAAUAUAAGCAUAACGACCAUUAUGGAAAUCUUAAUAACUGUGUUACUCCUUUUGAGGUACUGACCAAUGCAGCAAAGUAUUUUCCAAGAGUUGACUGUGCAGAGAUUUUUUCAUUUAUUAAAAACUAAAAUUUUAAUAAUGAACAUGCUUCAGGAAAAAAAACAUACUUUGAUUAGAAACUCUUUAUGGCCAGGUUUUGUUUCUUUGUUCUUUAUUUGUACAGUUCCCAGCAUAACCAGAGUUUGUAGCUAAACUUCACUAAUAAUAAAUAAUUCCUCAGAAUAACGGGAUUUAUUUACUCAUCAUAAAAAAUAACAAAAUUCAAAUUUUGCUUAUCUUUAUCUUUUAAACAGUGCAUGCUACUCCUCUACUUGCUUAAUUAAAUUUAUCCUACCAGCAUGUUCAAAAUGUUUGGUCUUUCUAUCAGGUGCUAUAAUAAUUAGUUCUAUGCAUCAUUAUAUCAGAACUUGUGUGUAUUAUAGCAGUUAUUUCACUGGACUGAGACAGCUUGGCUUCUUUGUUUAUAAUGUGUAUAAAAAGCAAAGGCUCGUCUUAAUGAGAUUUUUUUUUUAUUUUUAUUAAUUUAUUUUUUUUUUACCAAAUUAGAACAGGAUAGAACCAAGUAGUUCAACUGGGGAAGAGAUCUUCAAAGACCAUGUAGUCCAACUGCCUGACCACUUCGGGGCUAACCAAAAGUUAAAGUAUGUUAAUGAAGGCAUUGUCCAAAUGCCUCUUAAACACUGACAGGUGUGGGGCAUCAUUCCCCUCACUAGGAAGUCUGUUGCAGUGUUUGAACACCCUUGCAGUUAAGAAAUUUUCCUAAUAUCUGGUCUGAACAUCCCCUGGUGCUGCUUUGGGCUGUUCCCUCGUGUCCUAAUGUUGGUUAACAGGGAGAAGAGACCAGCACCUCCCUCUGUGAUUCCCCUGCUCAGGAAGCUGUAGAGAGCAAUCAAGUGGCCUGUUAGCCUUCUUUUCUCCAGACUAGACAAAUCAAGUGUCCUCAGCCUCUCCCCACAGGAUGUGCCUUCCAGACCCUUUACCAGUUUUGUUGCCCUCCUCAUUCAAGUAUCUUACUAUCAUUUUUAUAUUGCGGAGACCAGAACUGUACAAAAUGUUCAAAUUGAGUCCACUCCAAUGCUAAACACGGUGUAAGAAUCAUCUCUUUUGACUGGCAGGCUAUGCUGUGUUUAAGGCACCCCAAAAUGCAGUUUGUUCUCUUGGCUGCCAGGGUGCAGUGAUGCCUCAUGUUAAGCCUACUGUCAACCAGCACUCCCAGAUCCCUUCCUGAUGAGCUGCUCUCUAGACACUCUUCUUCCAGCCUGUACCUGCGUCUGAUAUUACUCUGUCCCAGGUGCAGAACCCAACAUUUUCCUUUGUUGAACUUCAUGCCGUUGCCAAUUGCCCAAUGCUCCAAUUUGUCUAGAUCUCUCUGCAAGGCCUCUCACCCUUCCAGAGAGUCAACAGCCCCUCCCAGUCUAAUGUCAUCAGCAAACUUGCUGCAUUCAACUUCUGCAUCCAGAUCAUUGAUAUAAAUGUUGAACAGGACUGGCCAUAGAAUUGGGCCCUCGGGAACAUCACAGGUAACUGGCCAUCAAACCAGAUAAAUGGCUGUCACUAUAAUCCUAUGAUCGCUAUCAUCGAGUCAGUUUAUCACACAGUGUAGAGUGAACCUUUUCAUGUCACAGUUUAAAAGUAUGUGAGAAAUGCAAGAAGGGAGGUCUGGAUUAGAAAACAAUUGCAUGAGCCCUUACUGAAUUUAUUAGUUACUUUUUUCAAGGGGAGAAGAAAGAAGAAGCACUUUCAAUAUGUGCAGAAGGUCUCUGUCCUUUUUUCUUAGUGUUGUGGAUUCAGUGGGAUGCGGGUGGUGAAAAGAAGCCUUGCUGCCUAGUAGGUGAUCUUGAAACACAAGUAGAUGUUCACAUUGCCAUCAUCUGUGACCACAACAAUGAUUUCACACUUUAUGUCAUGCAUUGAAGAAACAGCAAGGUGAUGAUAAUGUUCAAGAAAAGGGCCUGAUUCAACAGCAGAUCCUUCACAGCUGAAUUCCUCAGUCUCUGAUAGUCCUCUUGUUGGACCAUAUUGAUCAGCUCCAUUCCUUCUCCUGUAGACGAAGCCACAAAUGUUUCUUCCAUUUGCUCCCAGCCUGCAGCUAGAGAUGGGUAUGGACAACAUAAUUUUUCUCCUUUCUCCCAUUUUGUAUUAAAAUAUUAUUUUGGACAUUUUUGAACUUUGAGUCCUUAGCUCUUUUCUCUACCUGCUUUCUAAACUUAAGACUUCACUUUACCCUUACUGCGUGUCCAUUUUCUCCUUCAUAGUAAGGAGCUUUUCAUUCACACCACUCUCUGUCUCCUUCCCUUGGUCUUUCCUUGGAUUUAUUCUUCUCAAUUCUGUAUGCAUUCCUCAAUGCUCACCCUCCCCACAGUGUUCUCAUAAUUCGCAAAUGUUGUUCCUCGAUGUAUGUGGGUAUGUGUGUAAACCUGGCCUGAAUUUCUCUCCCUCUGCCCUCAUAUGUUCAUGCCAUUGUUACAGGGUAGUAAGCUGCCAUUGAGGAGGGGGAGACCAUCUUUAUUGCUAUUUUACCACGGGAACUGAGGUACAGUGAAGCAAGGCAUUGGAAGAACCGUGUAAUGGCAUCUGGAUUCCAGUGGUUUGUGACUUGUAGGAUUUUUUUUUUUUUUCAUCUUUUCUCAACACAAUCUUUCCCAUUCUCUUGUUACAAGUGUAACAGGAAUGAUUUUCUCUUCCCUCCUUUUCACAUUCUUGCGUUUGGGUAGUUUCCCCAUUUCCUUCUCAACACACCUUCUCCCUGACUCUUGCAUGUCUUGCUUUCUCUCUUCCCAAGCUGGCCCAGCUUUUCAGACUUGUCCCUGAAUUACUGCACUUUGAUCCUGUUUCCUGGGUAUACUGUGUAUGGGUAUGCUUUGUCUCUUUGUCUCUUUGUCUCUUUCUCUCUUUCUCUCUUUCUUCUUUCUUUCUUUUUAAGAGUGACCUAUUGUCACAUUGAGAGGAACUGAUCACUUCUGAAAAAGAUGGGAGAACUUUAGGAGAACCACAAUUCCAAAGAUAACAAUUCAGAUAAAGGUCCAGAGCCAUUGCCUUUUCCAGGGCACAGCCAGUCAUUUAUUUAUUUAUUUAUUUUUCCAGGAAUUAAGAACAGUAAUUACUGACUUGCCAUUGGGUAAUUUAAGUUAUUUUAGAUACUGCUCUUUCAAGCACUGAUCUGAUUUUGCAGGGAGUUACGCAUUAGGAGCACUUGUUUCUUAUUGCAGGUGGGAUCUUCUAAGAAUUGUUUUCUCCUUAGAGUUUUAACUCUUGCCUUGGAGAUUCUUAAAGAACUUUUGGUUCCCUGCUUCCACCAUGCUCUGAGGAAGCUCAGCUCUGAUCUCCCCCAUAUCCCUUACCAGCUUGACCUGGAACCCCAUCUUCUGCCCAUGGUUCCUGGAGCUUCAUUUAAGCUCAGGCCUGGGACUCCAGCCCCUUUCUGGGGCAUGCUGUAAGCAAACCUAUCUCCAGCUCUAGCUUCACCUUAUCUGUUCCUGGAGAGGGACCCUAUUAUUCUGUCUCCCAACUUGCAGACUGACUUCUUGACUUGGCCUUGAAUGUGUCAUCACUAUGGGCUUGCCUGACAGACACUGGACAGUCUGACUCUGGUUAGUUUCAUUUGUCCUGAUCCUUUCAUCUCCAGCUUGACCAUUGAUCUGCUGCAUAAUCAUGGACUUGUCCAAUGAUCUAUAUUCUUGACUGACUCUAACUAGUAUUCCAGGCCUGCCUUGCUUGCCUUGGUGAGCAGACACUUGUCUACUGGCUCUUUGUCCCUUAGAAAGCAGCUGGAACUCAAUGAAAAUUAGCUUGGGUUUUCCUGAGCCCUAAGAUGAACAACAUGGAGCCGCACCCACCACUGAGCAGAUCCUUCCAAAGGAUCAGCCUGUUUCUGGGCACUGAUGUCUUCAGUGCCCAUCACCUACCCAGCCACUGGGACUUUGAGUGAGGCCCCCUGCACCCCUAGUAUGCCCAGUCUCUUGUGCUCCCCUGAGGUGGCCUGGACCCUUCUUUUCAAGCACACUAGGCUUUAAGUCCCCCAUAUGCCAUGUCCACUUCCCAGGUCCUUGUCACUUUUCCUGGCUCUUCACCAUUGGAAAUUGACCUGUGGCACCCUGUAGCAAUUAAAUCAUUCUACAGCCUGUCAAUUCUAAACCCUCACUCCAUAUGUUGUGAGAAGAACCUACUGAGAAUGCAGGCUGCAGUCAGGGCCAUGAGUGAACUGAGACCUUAAUAGUCCUGACUUGCCUAAGCUUGUGCAUCCUCCCACAUUUUCUGUGUGGUUUAAGUGUAGGGGUAGGCUGUGUCUGACCCUGGUUAUUGUCAUUGAGUCUGAUCCUGGCACUGACUGACUUUCCUGCUUGAACUCAGACCUGCCUCACCAUCAUGGACAUGCCUACUCAUCUCUUCCCCAGGCCUGUCCUUAUUGCCCUGUUGCUGCUUCUCAGGGGCUAUGGGGACUGGGCCCUGGUGGGUGAGGGCUCUGCCCUGCAGGUAUUGUUAUACUUGGUGGCUUCUUGUUCCUUAGGGAACAACUGGUCCCCAUCAUCAUUUCACAUCACUUUUCACACCUCUUCUGCAUUUGUCUCUGCAAAACCAAGUUGCUGUGUCCAUAUCUCAUCUCAUCUUCUACCUUUCUUACUCUCUAAGUCUCCUCUUUCUUAUCCUCCCACUUCAACAUGUCUUCUCACCUGCUGAUGGACUGUUUCCUUCUUGCUGUCCCUCCUUGGCUGUCCUGGUCUGGCUUUCUAGUGGUAUGAAGGCAUUGGAGAAGACGAGGCAGUAAGUGGCAAGGAGCAUAGACACCAGAUAGAUGGCAUAUCUCAAGGAAACCAUCAGGGUUGGAUUACUCCUCAUCCAAAUCUCUUGUCCACUUGACACACUUUUGUUCCUCACCCCCCUUCAGCUAACAGUCAUAAUUUCCUUAGCAUCACAGUCCUGGGACACAUUGUGACAUCACUGGGCUCUUCUGAUAUACAAAGGUUCUAUACACUUUCAGGCAGAAACACCAUGGACUUUGCCUCAUAGUUAGCUAACAACAUCCUAAAGCAUGAAAAGAGUGUGAAAGAUUUUAGGAAUCAGUGAGAGUGUGUCUUUCUUCAAAGUUAGAAAGAGAUAAAUUUGAAUGGGUCUACAUUUGAUAGGACCAUAAUAAUAGAAGGUCACCUAAUAUGAAAUAUCAUAUUUCAUUGUCAACAUUUCUUUAGCCACUCCUUUCAAGAAGUGCCCAAGGUAAUUCUGAAGUUGGAAUAUAUAUCUAUAUAGAUGGAUAGAUAAAAGACUGGUACAAUUGAAAGGGAAAAGAAGAUAUAAUGUCUAUUGCUUUUGUGUAUUUCAUGUUCUUUGGGUCUUUCUGUAGAGAGUAAUACAUAUCAAAAAAUAAAUAAAUCAGAAUUGUAAGCAUGUGUUCUUAAAUGCCCUCUAGAUGGUGAUCUAACAAUAUCAAAUGCAGGAACAGCUGUUCUUACAGAGUACCUAUUCUAGGGGAAAACAAACAAAACAAAACAAAACAAAA